Messenger RNA from Amyelois transitella, 1836 nucleotides. RefSeq names its product neither inactivation nor afterpotential protein G (gene ninaG). Gene Ontology annotation, molecular function: flavin adenine dinucleotide binding; oxidoreductase activity, acting on CH-OH group of donors. Lineage: Eukaryota; Metazoa; Arthropoda; Insecta; Lepidoptera; Pyralidae. The coding region runs from base 1 to 1836 and encodes 611 amino acids. The record is from RefSeq and is a predicted model, not a curated record. The transcript has 11 exons.
AUGCCUAUAUAUUCCUACAUAUUUGGUGUUUUUAUCGCGUUUAUAUCGUAUGUUGUGUAUCAAAAAUACGCGAAUAUUUACACUAGUGUUAUAGUGAAGCCGGAAAAAAGAUACGACUAUAUUAUCGUAGGCGCCGGCACCGCAGGAUGCGUGCUAGCGUCCAGAUUAUCUGAAGACCCUAAGACGAAAGUACUACUGAUAGAAGCUGGAGGCUACAUGGGAUACUUCACCAAGAUACCUCUGACACCAACAGCCGCACAGCAAGGGCCAAACGACUGGUCUGUUAGGACGACGCCGCAAAAGUAUUCCGCGUUCGGGCUAUGGCGUCAGACCCAAAUAAUCCCCCGAGGUAAAGGCCUGGGUGGAUCAGGCCAGAUCAACUUCCUGAUGCACGGCCUUGGUCUUCCCGAGGAGUACAAAAAGUGGGCUCGGUUGGGAUUCAAAGGUUGGACCCAAGAAGACUUACAGCCAUACUUUAUCAAGGCAUUUGGGACGGUCCAAAGCGAGUUUGAUUCAGGGCAUUGCUCGCUAGAUGGCGUGUGUCCUGGGUCGGAGGCACCAAUGAAACUCAAACUCAUUGACGAACACAACGACCUAAUGAGGACUUUCCGAGAAGCGUCCAGGAGAUGGAGUGACAAACACACAAUAUUCCGGAAACCAACCGCCACUGUCAAAGAUGGUAUGAGGUUUGGAACGCUCGACGCGUAUCUGAAGCCGGCAUUGAAACGAAAGAAUUUGCAUGUUCUGCUCAAUACAGAGGGUAUUUCGAUUCGCUUUGAAAACAAAACAGCAUCAUCUCUAUACAUACUUCAGAAUCAUCGAAAUUUGGACAACAUUUUCGUCAACAAAGAAAUCAUUCUGUCUGCCGGCGCCAUUAAAUCUCCACAACUCUUGAUGCACUCAGGGAUUGGGCCUAAAGAGUUGAUUGAACGAUUAAGGAUAAAACUCGUAUCAGCCAACGAGAGGGUAGGCAGAAACCUUCACGAUCACAUGAACAUACCAAUCUACGUCAGCAUCAAGAAACCUAUAAGCGUUACGCUGGCCAAAGUCUUCAGUUUCGGGACGUUUUGGGACUAUUUCUGGAGCGGCCAAGGUUUAUUAUCAUUUGCACCCAUGGCCGGCAUCGAGUACCAGAACUCAUCAGCUCUGAUGCUGUUCUCAAUGGGUACAGCCAGCGAGACGCUGCUAAGAGAUCUGUCCAAUUAUAAACCCAAGGUAUUCCGCGACACGUUCGUUUUCCACAACGACUAUAAACGGGAAGGCUUCAUGUUUCUGGCCUCGUGCGCUCAGCCCAGGAGUAGAGGGACUGUCACCAUCAGGGAUACGAGUUCGAAAUCACCGCCUAUAGUGAAUCCUAACUAUUUAUACGAUGGAGGUGAUGUCAAGUGUAUAAUAAAAGCAUUGCGAAGAGCUGAGCAGUUGGUGUCUUCUGAGCCAUUCCAGGAGAUAGGGGCCAGGAUACACUGGCCGAGACCGGAACGAUGUCUGUCCUUAUGGAACUAUUCUAAGGAAGAUCAAAUUGGAGCCGCAUUUAGAAGGAAAAAGCUUAAAAGCAAGAAGUCUCAAGUAUUGAAGCUGUCACGCCCCACCCAACCUCAAUCCCCCCCAGACGAGUACCUCGAGUGCAUCAUCAGGGAAGUGGCCGUGACUGGACACCAUGUGGGAGGCAGCUGUUCUGGUGGGAGCGUGGUCGAUAGCGAAUUAAGAGUAAAAUCCACGACAAACCUUCGUGUAAUGGAUGCCAGCAUACUACCUUCGCCUGUGUCUUUGUUCCCCAAUUCUGUGAUCGUCACAAUGGCGGAGAAAGCGGCUGAUCUUAUCAAGAGGGCCUUAUGA